This is a messenger RNA of Pelecanus crispus (Dalmatian pelican), 1643 nucleotides long. The record is from RefSeq and is a predicted model, not a curated record. Lineage: Eukaryota; Metazoa; Chordata; Aves; Pelecaniformes; Pelecanidae.
UUUUUGCCCUCCUUGCUGCUCCUUUUAGGCAGAGAUAUCAUUGGACUGGCAGAAACUGGCUCUGGAAAAACAGGAGCCUUUGCUUUGCCAAUUCUUCAAGCACUGCUGGAAACACCUCAGCGAUUAUUUGCUCUUGUCCUCACACCAACAAGGGAGCUGGCCUUCCAAAUCUCAGAGCAGUUUGAAGCUCUUGGAUCCUCCAUCGGUGUCCACACUACGGUUAUUGUGGGUGGAAUAGACACGAUGUCUCAAUCUCUGGCCUUAGCCAAGAAACCACAUGUUAUAAUUGCAACCCCUGGCCGUCUAGUUGAUCAUCUAGAGAACACAAAGGGCUUCAACUUACGAGCUCUGAAGUUCCUAGUGAUGGAUGAGGCUGACCGGAUCCUUAACAUGGAUUUUGAGACAGAGGUGGAUAAGAUAUUAAAGGUGAUUCCUCGAGAUAGGAAGACGUUCCUGUUUUCUGCUACCAUGACCAAGAAGGUUCAAAAACUCCAGCGUGCUGCUCUGAAGAAUCCUGUUAAAUGUGCUGUUUCUUCCAAAUAUCAGACAGUUGAAAAACUACAGCAGUACUACAUUUUCAUCCCCUCCAAAUUCAAGGACAGCUACCUGGUUUAUAUCUUGAAUGAACUAGCUGGAAACUCUUUCAUGAUAUUCUGUAGUACGUGUAACAAUACUCAGAGGACUGCUCUACUGCUCCGCAACCUGGGGUUCACUGCCAUUCCGCUCCAUGGGCAGAUGAGUCAGAAUAAACGCUUGGGCUCUCUAAACAAGUUCAAGGCAAAGGCACGUUCUAUUCUGCUGGCUACUGAUGUUGCAAGCAGAGGUCUGGACAUCCCACAUGUAGAUGUGGUGAUAAACUUUGAUAUUCCUACGCACUCUAAGGAUUACAUUCAUCGUGUUGGGAGAACAGCUCGAGCUGGGAGAUCUGGCAAAUCUAUCACCUUUGUCACACAGUACGAUGUAGAGCUGUUCCAGCGCAUUGAACACCUGAUUGGCAAGAAACUGCCAGCGUUCCCCAUGCAAGAGGAGGAAGUUAUGAUGCUGACAGAGCGUGUGGCUGAGGCCCAGAGAUUUGCUCGAAUGGAGCUGCGGGAGCAGGGAGAGAAGAAGCGAUCUCGGAAUGAUGAUGAUGACACAGAAGAAGCUAUUGGUGUCAGGAAUAAGGUGGCAGGUGGGAAAAAGAAGAAAAGGAAAGCCUUCUAGUUCAGUAUUUGGACGGACUUUUUUAUUUUUCUAUUUAUGGCUACAUGAUCUGAGCAAAAACAGUCUACCAAGCCAUGUCCAGUGGAUUUUUCUUUUCAGAACUACUUCUUAUGAAAAUUGGGCAGUCCACCUGGAAAACAACUUCCUCUCUUCUGCUUCACCAGUUACAGACUGAGCUUUGCCCAUUGUGGUACCAUGGGACCAGUCUUCCUUUCAGAGACACCAGAUCAUCACCUCUGGACCUGAAAGCAGCUGUGGUCUGGCCCUGCUCAUUCACAGAGAAGUGCAGCUUUCCCACUGCUGCAGCCUGUCUCACUACUCAAACUCACUGAGUGCAUCUGGGGUCAGAUAGGUCUGUCAGAAUAAAGAGAGGAAAAAGUUAAAAGCAGCAACUGAGUUUCCACAACACAGCUGUGAUGCCCUUGCCUUAGCAAAGGGAU